UGACGACAACAUAAAGUCUAAUUUUUCGUAAUACCAUUCGACUCGAAUAUACGUAUUUGUAAAACGGAAGGCUUCUCUGAGAAACACUUAAUUAUGAUUGACGACGGGGGUAAUUAAUGUGGACGCAGAGACGUUCAGUAAUGCCAGGUUUAGAGGAAAAUAUUUGGUUCAACACGAGUCCAUCCGCGCACGGCCUAAUGUCCGAUGGAGUCGCCUCCGAGCAAGUGAAAAAAUUCUUUUUCACAUCACGCAGAACUAACGAAGACACACAACACGACGAGACUUUGGAGAUCUACAUCCCGGAGCUGCUCCAGGCAAGCUACAGUUUCUACACCUGGCCAUCAGCUCCAGUUCUCGCUUGGUUCUUGUGGGAACAUCGCGAGGAACUCGUCGGCAAGAGAGUGUUGGAACUUGGUUCAGGAACUGCUCUACCUGGCAUAUUAGCCAGUAAGUGUGGUGCAAACGUAACGCUCAGUGACUCUGCAAGCUUUCCACGAAGCUUACAGCACAUAAGAAGAAGCUGUGAAUUAAAUGGUGUCUUGUCACAAGUUAAGGUUGUUGGUAUUACUUGGGGACUCUUCCUUUCUGGCCUGUUUACCGUUGGUCCUUUAGAUUUGAUCUUGGGCUCCGAUUGCUUUUAUGAUCCUAUUGUGUUUGAGGACAUUGUGGUUACGGUAGCAUUUCUUCUGGAACGCAAUCCUUCUGCAAAGUUUCUCUGUACAUAUCAGGAGCGUAGUGCAGAUUGGUCCAUUGAACAUCUUUUAAACAAGUGGGGUCUUAUUUGUACUCAGAUUUCUCUAACUGAACUGGGUACUGAUUCUGGUAUAAGUAUCCAUGAUUUAAUGCAAGAUCACACUAUACACUUACUAGAUAUUCGAAGGGCAUCGUAAUAGCAAUUGUAUUUUGACAUGGCAUCAAAUGCAGUGAAACAAGUCCACAGGAUCUUUGUUGGAAAUAUACCGUGGACAGUGAGUCAACAGGACUUGAAGAAAUACUUCUCUGAAUUUGGUCACGUGGUCGCAGCUAAACUUAUCGUUGACAAGAAGACCGGCAUCAGCAAGGGUUACGGUUUCGUGACAUUUACGUCGAAAAAUAUUGUCAACACUGUUUGCAGCCGCCAAAAAUUGGAAUUGGAGGGCCACGAGUUAAACGUGGCGCCAACGGUUCAGUAGAAGUAUUGACAGAAACGUAGUCGAUCAACUAUGGCAGAGUGCGAGGAUACUGAAGUAACAGACCUGGAGGAGACCUUCACUAAGGCGGCGAGUCAUCUUCAAUCCCUUGCUGCACGACUAGAUUCCGG
Messenger RNA from Cephus cinctus (wheat stem sawfly), 1300 nucleotides. RefSeq names its product methyltransferase-like protein 23. The record is from RefSeq and is a predicted model, not a curated record. The transcript has 2 exons. Gene Ontology annotation, cellular component: nucleus; cytoplasm. Lineage: Eukaryota; Metazoa; Arthropoda; Insecta; Hymenoptera; Cephidae. The coding region runs from base 117 to 890 and encodes 257 amino acids.